This is a messenger RNA of Myiozetetes cayanensis, 1669 nucleotides long. It is a transcript of the gene INPP1, whose product is annotated as inositol polyphosphate-1-phosphatase. The record is from RefSeq and is a predicted model, not a curated record. Gene Ontology annotation, molecular function: inositol-1,4-bisphosphate 1-phosphatase activity. Bases 50 to 1183 code for a protein of 377 amino acids. NCBI's taxonomy places the organism in Eukaryota, Metazoa, Chordata, Aves, Passeriformes, Tyrannidae. Gene Ontology annotation, biological process: phosphatidylinositol phosphate biosynthetic process. The transcript is spliced from 6 exons.
ACGGGCCUCCCGAGGAGCUGUCAGCGGCCCCGGCCCCGCCCGUCCCGCCAUGGGGGGGCUGCUGCAGGCACUCGUGGGGGUCUCGGAGAAGGCGGCGGAGCUGGCGCGGCUGUGCCGGCAGGAGGAGCCGCUGUUCCAGCUCCUGGUGGCCGAGAAGACGGGCCCCGACAGGAACAGGAGGUUCCUGCAGGACUUCAAGACCCUAGCGGACGUUCUCAUCCAGGAGGUCAUAAAGCACGACCUGGGCAAGGAGUUCCCAGAGCUCCAGGGCCACAUCCACGGGGAGGAGUCCAAUGAGUUCAGGGAUGUGCAUGGGGGCACGGUGGCCGUGCAUGUCUGUGGCACACGGGAGGACACGGUGGCCCUGCUGCUGUCGGUGCUGGGCCCAGAGCAGGCGGCGGCCGAGCUGCUGGCAGACGCCGUGCACCGGGACGUGGUGCUGGGGGAUGUGGCACUGGCGGGCGCUGAGCCCGGUGUGUCUCCCCGGGACCUGGCUGUGUGGAUAGACCCCAUUGACUCCACCAACGAGUACAUCAAGGGCCGCGAGGACGUGCCCCCUGUGGAUGGCAUCGCCCCCGCUGGGCUCUGCUCUGCCCUGGUGCUCGUUGGGGCCUUCGACCGCCUCUCUGGCUGCCCCGUCCUGGGAGUCAUCAAUGAGCCCUUCUUCCGACGGGACCCCCAGACCCGCAGGUGGCAGGGCAGGUACCACUGGGGCGUGGCCCAUGGGGACACCCGGCUGUGCUCGCUGAGCCCCCCCGACCCCCACCCCGUGCCCCGCGUGGUGCUGAGCCGGGCAGAAGGGGCGGCGGUGCGGGGGGCUCUGGGCCCCCUGUGCGGGGGUCACCUGCACUUUGCGGCGGGAGCGGGGUACAAGAUGCUGUGCGUGAUCCUGGGGCUGGCGGACGCCUAUGUGCUGUCUGAGGGGACCACCUUCGCCUGGGAUGCCUGUGCCCCCCAUGCCAUCCUGCGGGCCCUGGGCGGGGGGCUGGUGGCCCUGGAGGGGGCCCUGCGGGCACGGCAGGAGGGGCGCACCGGGGACCCCCCUGAGCUGGUCUAUAACCGCCCAGCAGAGGGGGUGGGGGGGGCCGAGCGCUGGGCAAACCGAGGGGGCCUCGUGGCUUAUCUGCACCCCCAGCACCUGGAUGCCGUGCUGGGGGCACUGGCCACUGUGCCCGGGCUGUGAGCCCACAGCGGCCGGGACCCCCACGAGUGGGUAUGGGGGGGCUGGGACCAAGGACAAUGGGAUGGCAGGGACCCUGGCAUGGAAGGUCAGAGGGGUCUGGGACCCCAAGGUGUGGGCUCAGGAGGGGCUGGGACCCCAAGGUGUGGGCUCAGGGCUGUCUGAGGCCCCAGGAUGCAGAGCAGGGGCUCUCAAGGACCUUGAGAUGCAGUCACAGGGUGACAGGGACCAAGGGCAGGGAGAUGGCAGGGACUCCGGGUUUGGGGUCAGGGAUCUCAAAGUGUGGGGUAGGGGGGCUGAGACCCCAGAAUUGGGAUCAGGGGUGUCAGGGGUACAGGGUAAGGGAGGACAGGGCCUCCGGGGUUCCCCGGUGCUGGGGUGGCCGAGACCCCCUGACCGAGGGCUGCCAGGAUGGGGUGGGAGCUCUCAGUGCCGGUUCCCCUCGGUGGGAAUCCCCGUGUGUCCCCUCCCAUUAAAGCGCCUCUCGCA